This is a messenger RNA of Nilaparvata lugens (brown planthopper), 1215 nucleotides long. RefSeq names its product synaptic vesicle membrane protein VAT-1 homolog. Bases 31 to 1164 code for a protein of 377 amino acids. The record is from RefSeq and is a predicted model, not a curated record. Gene Ontology annotation, molecular function: oxidoreductase activity. Lineage: Eukaryota; Metazoa; Arthropoda; Insecta; Hemiptera; Delphacidae. The transcript has 6 exons.
AUAAACAUUUUAUCUUAUUUCAGGUAAAAUAUGGCAAAUGAAUCGUUGGUCUACACCAAUGAAAAGUUGAAAGAUUUUUCACUAAGAAUCACUCGAGAAGUUCUUGAAAAGUGUGAUUCGAACGAUUGUUCUGGUACCAGUAUAUUCGCGGUUUUAGAUAAAUCAUCUGAACAAAGCAGUAACGGCAAGACUUUGGUGAAACCAGAAUUAAAAUUUGAGACCAGAAGUGUGCCCCCGCUGAACCCCUCUGAUGUCCAGGUCAAAGUCUUCUUUGGAGGGCUUAACUUUUCUGAUGUGUACAAAUACGACGGGAGGUUUUUGCAGUACACACCACUACCACUGGUUCUUGGAAUGGAGUGUUCUGGAAAGGUUGAGGCUGUUGGAAGUCAUGUGAAAGAAUUUGAGAUUGGAGACUUCGUGGUCUGUUACAAUGCAGAUGGCGGUUUGUUUGGAACAAGUGUGAUAAUCGACAGAACACUUUGCUAUAAAAUCGAAAAAGAUCAUUUGUUCAUUUCAUGUCUUUUGCCAACUGCAUACAUGACAGCUAAGUUGGCAUUGUUUGAUAUAGCCAGGAUUGAUGAGAGAAUGUCAGUUCUUUUCAAUGGAGUGUCAGGAUCAGUUGGAUUGGCUGCAGCAGAUCUGGUGGCUAUUAUGGGAGGACUCAUUUACGGAACUUGCUCUGAACAGAAAAUCGAAACUGUAAAAGGCACUGGUAAAGUGCAUAAGCUGUUCACUUACAAGCAAUUGGAGACCGAGUUGAAAGACACCCGGUUCGACAUUAUAUUGGACACACAUGGAGGACCAGCAAUUACACACUGCAUCAAUCUUCUCAAGCCCUUUGGAACGCUGGUCAUUUUAGGAGCUGCAGGAGUAGUGUCGUCGAGUGCCGAGGACGAGGCAGCAUGGUUGCAGGCAGGAAGCAGCAUACAAUCCGUCGACCUGGUCACAAAGAACAUCAAAGUCGCUGGAGCUCAUCUGGGAAACACUCUCAAACAUUAUCCCUCCCACUUCAACAACUCCAUGGAUAAAAUUUUUUCUCUACUUGAUGCAAAUCAAAUCAAACCAGUUUUACACGGAGUUUAUCCAUUCCUUGAAGUAGAGUCUGCGAUCAAAGUUCUACUGGAAAGAAAAAAUGUUGGGAAAAUUGUGUUGAGGUUUAUAUGAUGACUGUAAAUGUACCCUUCUUGGUUUAAUAAACAUAGUAUAAGAAUAAAA